AAUUAAAUCCGAAAUGUUUGGGUGUUUUCCAUAAAUACCUUCAACUUGAACUUUACUGCCUCCUUCCAAUAUCUUCUUGUUCUAUUCGGCGAGGAACAAAGAGAGAGAGAGAGAGAGAGAGACAGAGAGCAGACGAGAGAAAAAGCUUUCAGAGACCCCCCAAGAGGAAAUGAUAAAGUGCGAGCUCUGUGGGUUGAGAGCGAGGAUUUACUGCGAAUCUGACCAAGCGAGCUUAUGUUGGGAUUGUGAAGAGAAAGUUCACGGCGCGAAUUUUCUGGUUGCCAAGCACACCAGGAGCCUCCUCUGCCACGUCUGUCAGUCUCCGACUCCAUGGAAAGCCUCUGGUCCGAAACUCACACCUACGGUUUCGGUCUGCGAGAGCUGUGUCGAUUGCAAUAGUGGAAAGUGCGAGAAAGGCCAAAAAGUUGAGAGCCAAGGAGGAAAUGAUGUGGAAGAAGAUGAAGAAGAUGAGGAUGAGGUUGAUAUGUUCCAUUCGAGCGAUGAUGAAGUAGAUGAUGAGGAAGAUUUUGAUGAGGAAGAAGACGAGGACGAGGAUGGAGAGAAUCAGGUGGUUCCAUGGUCGUGCUCUUCGUCGGCCCCACCGCCGCCUCCGUCAGCGAGCUCUUCGAGUAGUGAAGAGGAGGGGCUUUCGGUGUCGAAGCUGAUGCGAGAGAAUGCAGAUCUGGAUUCCGAUGGUGAAAUUGGGUGCUGCUCGUUGGCCAAUGACGAAGCGACGUCGUCGAACUCGUUCAGACCAUUGAAGCGGUCAAGGAUCAGUGAGGCAUUCCAAUCAGCAAGAGGAGCUGAAGAUCAUCAUCGUGGUCAAGAAGAGUCAAGGUCAAAGGCGAUAAUAAGCGCUCUUCGGAGGCUACAGGACAACGUGAUCACCGACGAUGAUCAUGCGUCCGCCACAGUUCUCGGAAUUUGCAAACUUAGCAGAGAUCAGAGCAAUUGAUCCGACUGCCAUUUAAACUUGUUUUUUUGUUCUUUUUUAUUUAUUAAUUCUAACCAUACAGCCUGAGGAAGCUUUUUUCAUUUUUCAUUUUUCUUUUUUCUUUUUUCUUUUUUUCUUUUUCUUUUUUUGUGGGUUGGGUUUUCCCUAUUAUAUCUAAUUUGUCCAUCAUAUUCGUUGAUAAUCCAGAAUUGAAUUGUUUUAUAAUUUUAAUUAAAA
Ziziphus jujuba (common jujube) is the source of this 1171-nucleotide messenger RNA. Its product is annotated as zinc finger protein CONSTANS-LIKE 9. The record is from RefSeq and is a predicted model, not a curated record. Gene Ontology annotation, molecular function: zinc ion binding. The transcript has 2 exons. Lineage: Eukaryota; Viridiplantae; Streptophyta; Magnoliopsida; Rosales; Rhamnaceae. The coding region runs from base 170 to 955 and encodes 261 amino acids.